Lactuca saligna is the source of this 1949-nucleotide messenger RNA. Lineage: Eukaryota; Viridiplantae; Streptophyta; Magnoliopsida; Asterales; Asteraceae. The record is from the annotation of a GenBank genome assembly.
CGUGUUUCAACAAGAACUUCCAUGCAACCAUUUUUGACACAAGCUCAAUCAGUUCCUUCAAACUUGCUUCUUCGCAUGGCGGUUAGGUAAGAAAAGAAGAUUCGUGUAAAUUCAGCUUUGAAUGAAAUCGGGUUACAAUCAAAUUCGCAACUUCAAUUACCCUAGAAAGUUUCCCCAAAUUCUGAAGAUCUUAAUCUUUAACCUAAUUUUCGAUUCGGUUCUCAAUCAAGUUUCAAAAGAAUACAAAAUCAAUCACUACAUCUGCUCACAGAACCACAAACACACAAGAUAAAGGAUAAGGGAUUAUUUUCCACAAAAUAAUUUUGUGAAUUCUUUAUUCGACUAUUAAAUUGACACCAUUUAAAAAAGGAAAAUUUAUCCAUACUUUAUCUUCCAGACUUCUUCCCUGUUUAACUCCAUUUAUUCACUUCUCUUGAUCGCCAAGAAACACUCGACACCUAAACAAAAAAAGCUACAACUAUGGAAGCCAAUCAGCGAAUUGCAAGAAUCGCAGCUCAUCUCCACCCUUCAAAUUCCCAGAUGGAAGGAGGCUCUGUACUCGAGCGAGCUAAUUGCAGAGCAAAAGGAGGGGCGCCUGGAUUCAAAGUUGCGAUACUGGGAGCUGCUGGAGGGAUCGGUCAACCUUUAGCUAUGCUAAUGAAGAUGAAUCCAUUGGUGUCUGUUCUUCAUCUCUAUGAUGUCGUCAAUGCCCCUGGUGUCACAGCUGAUAUCAGCCAUAUGGAUACUGGUGCUGUGGUGAGAGGUUUUCUAGGGCAACCACAGCUUGAUGCUGCACUUACAGGGAUGGAUCUUGUGAUCAUACCUGCUGGUGUUCCAAGAAAGCCUGGAAUGACAAGAGAUGAUCUUUUCAAGAUCAAUGCUGGAAUUGUUAAAACCCUUUGUGAAGGAAUUGCCAGGUGUUGCCCUAAUGCAAUAGUCAACUUAAUCAGUAAUCCGGUCAACUCUACAGUUCCAAUUGCUGCUGAAGUUUUCAAGAAAGCUGGAACUUAUGAUCCCAAACGCCUUCUUGGUGUCACCAUGCUUGAUGUUGUUAGAGCCAACACUUUUGUGGCUGAAGUUUUGGGACUUGAUCCAAGAGAAGUUAGUGUCCCUGUGGUUGGAGGACAUGCUGGAGUUACCAUUUUGCCCCUCCUUUCACAGGUGAAGCCUCCAUGUUCCUUCACUAAAGAAGAAACUGAAUACUUAACAAAGCGCAUUCAAGAUGGUGGAACUGAAGUUGUUCAGGCGAAAGCUGGGGCUGGCUCUGCAACACUUUCCAUGGCGUAUGCAGCGGUUAAAUUCGCAGAUUGUUGUCUUCGUGGCUUAAGAGGUGAUGCUGGCAUUGUGGAGUGUGCUUUUGUAGAUUCUCAGGUGACGGAAUUACCCUUCUUUGCAACACAAGUGAAACUAGGGCGUGGUGGUGCGGAAGAAAUAUACCAACUUGGACCUUUGAAUGAAUAUGAAAGGGCUGGAUUAGAGGAAGCUAAAAAAGAGUUGGCAACAAGUAUUGAAAAGGGGGUUUCUUUUAUAAGGAAAUGAAAGGGUGGUGUGAGGAUGAUGAGGUGGUAUACAAGUGUUGAUUCUAUUAUCAUGGCUUUCUUUGUUACUUCAUGUUGCAUGUAAUGUACGAAUCCAAAUAUACAUAAAAUAGAUGUAUUAGAAUACUUAUAUCACAUAUUAUAUUCUAAUCUUGUUACUUCUUGCAUCUAUUUUAUGGGCAAUACAAUCUUUAGGUUUUAACUUGAUGCGUGAUCUAAAAAAGAAUUUGAUUAUUGUUGGAUAUAUUCAAAAUGUUGAACAUUGUAUACAAAUAAAGUUAUGAGAACUAUGAUCAAUGGAAACAUGUUCCACUUAGGCUGUGUUUGGCGCGCCAGGGUUAGCUGAUAAGCUAGCUUAUUUUUCGAGCUUUUUUAUGUUGUCGUGUUUGGUAAGCCAAAAAGUAGCUUAUA